CCUGUAAAACCUGCAGCAGGGUGAGGCUGAACCCAGUCUAGGCUAGUCUCUCCAACAGUCUAGUUUCCUUUGGGACGCAGCUACUUACCCUAAAUAACUAACUAACUAGAUGCACCUGGCUGGGCUUCAUAACACUGAUUUUUUUUUAUGACGCUAAGCUUCUGAUUCUGGAGAAAAACCAUCAGAUUUUAAUCAGUUUGAUCUCAGAAUGAAAAGGAGCGGCGCUUAUCGACUCCUCUCUGUGUUUUCCUGUCUUCUCGUCUUCGUUUUUCUGUUAUUAUUCUGGUUCUUCGUGUUUUAUUCUAUGGUUUUGGCUCCCUGAAACUGAAAGUACGCUUCUGCAGGCUGGAGGAGGAGGCGUCCGGUUAGCUCAUUAGCUAGCUUGUUAGCAUGCUAGCCUGCUUGCUUGCUAGAUAACACGGCUGCAGUUUGAUUUUUAAAGCGAGUUAAGUUAGCCUAGCUUAGCAUAGCUUGGAUUUUUACUGUUAAAGCUCUAGCUACGGGUCUGUUUCUCUGUUUGAGUCUGUUCCGUUACCCAGCCUUUUUAGCAGUGUGAUAGCUAAGAUAACUAGCUAAGAAUACUUGUAAGCUUUAAUGUUUGGGCAAUUUAAAAGUUUGCCAGUUAGCUAACUAGCUUAGCUAGCUUGCUAACGUUAGCCCCCACUAUAUCUAUAUUCACCUAACCAAGGCUGGCUAGCUAGUUAGCUUAGCUAGCUAGCUAAUUAAUACUGUUUGGAGGAAUUUGACGGAUUUCCGCUGCGUUUACACAUGCUUAUAUCGUUUUAAAGCAAUAUAGGCUCUUAUUCGUGAAUAAAGCCGGCGAAUUUGCAAUAAAUAAAUAUAAUUAGCUAACUACUAUAUUAAUAGCUCGUUAGCCAGGUCAGCUAAGAUACAUAAGCUAGCUUAGCGAAGUUCUAGCCUUACAGUUCAGCUGCGCCUGCGCAGUGAGUGCCGACCCCAGUCAUAUGACCUAAACAAGGAAGAGCCUCUGUGUGUGUUUCUCAGGAAGACCCGACUUUGAUGUUCAGAUGGCAGCUGAGUCGGCCCCUCCAAAACUGCAGUUUGCACCAUUCUCCAGUGCGCUGGAGGCCGGCUUCUGGCACCAGCUCACCCAGAAGAAGCUAAAUGACUACCGUCUAGAUGAAAGUCCAAAAAACAUCAAGGGUUAUUAUUAUAAUGGUGACCCGUCUGGCCUGCCGACUCGCCUGACCCUGGAGUUCAGCGCGUUUGAUACUGAUGGACCCACCCCAGCCCACUGCUGUCCUGCAGUAGGCACCCUGUACAACACCAAUACCCUGGAAGCCUUUAAAUCUACAGACAAGAAAGCUCUUCUAGAUAAUGCAGCUAAUGAGAUUUGGAAUGCCAUAAAGUCAGGAGCUGCAGAGGAGGACCCUACAGUCCUCACAAAGUUCAUCCUACUGACCUUUGCGGAUCUGAAGAAAUACCACUUCUAUUACUGGUUCUGCUUCCCUGCUCUCUGCUUUCCGGAGGGAAUCCAGUUAGUGAAGGACCCUGUCUUACUGGAGCAGAAAUUCUCCCCCAAACAGAUAUCUUCCUUUCAAGUGGCGUAUGACGCUCUUUGUUCCUCGAGUGGAGCCACAGCUGUCCCGUACUUUCUGCUGAAGUACUCUGAGGAGAACGUUGAAGUGGCCCUGCUGAAGGACUGGAGCUCUUUCUUCACAGACCUUAAGAAGGUGACAGUGGGUGUGUAUGACCCGUGCACUCUGUCUCAGCACCCCGGCUGGCCCCUGCGUAAUUUUCUGGUCCUGCUUGCCAGUAAAUGGGGUCCUCAGCUGGACGUGGUGGAGGUUCUGUGCUUCAGGGACCGGACGCUCCAGGGCGCUCGCUCGGUUCAGCACAGCAUCGUUUUUCAGGUCAGGCUUCCCGGCCUGUCCCUCACCGCAGCUCUAAUUCCAGCACAGAACCAGCUGACCUCACCAGCCUGUCGAGUCCAGUUAGAUAAAUUAGCUUGUCCAAAGAGUGUGGGCUGGGAGAAGAAUCCUAAAGGGGCAAUGGGACCAAGAAUUGUCAAUCUCAGUGAAUGUAUGGAUCCAAAAAGGCUUGCAGAAUCGUCGGUUGAUCUGAAUCUUAAGUUGAUGCGCUGGCGUCUGGUCCCCUCGCUGGAUCUGGAUAAGGUCGUAUCCACUAAAUGUCUGUUACUUGGGGCGGGAACUCUGGGCUGCAAUGUGGCGAGAACACUGAUGGGCUGGGGAGUGAGACACAUCACGUUUGUGGACAACGCGAAGAUCUCGUACUCGAACCCGGUGCGCCAGCCGCUGUACGAGUUUGAGGACUGUCUGAGUGGAGGCAAGUCUAAAGCCCUGGCUGCUGUGGACAGAUUACGCAAGAUCUUCCCCGGAGUGAACGCCGAGGGCUUUAACAUGAGCAUCCCCAUGCCAGGCCACCCGGUGAAUUUCUCCGAGGUGACGAUGGCGCAGGCCCGGCGAGACGUGGAGCAGUUGGAGGCGCUGAUUUCGGCUCAUGACGUCGUCUUCCUGCUGAUGGACACGCGGGAGAGCCGGUGGCUGCCCACGGUCGUCGCUGCCAGCCAGAGGAAGCUUAUCGUUAAUGCUGCUCUGGGAUUCGACACCUUCGUGGUAAUGAGGCACGGCCUGAAAAAACCCAAAGCCUCGGAUACUGCAGCCUCCAGCCCUUCAUCAGCCUCUCCAUCUCUCUCUGACUCCUCCUCAUCCUCCACCACUCCUGCAGUACCGGGAACGUCACUGUUCUCCAACAUACCUGGUCACAGACUUGGCUGCUACUUUUGUAACGAUGUCGUUGCCCCUGGAGACUCGACCCGGGACCGGACGCUGGACCAGCAGUGUACUGUUAGCCGGCCUGGACUCGCCAUGAUCGCCGGAGCUCUGGCGGUGGAGAUGAUGAUCUCUAUACUCCAGCACCCAGAGGGAGGCUAUGCAGUGGCCAGUAGCAGUGAUGACCGCAUGAAUGAGCCCCCGACCUCACUCGGCCUCGUCCCUCAUCAGAUCCGAGGUUUUCUGUCCAGGUUUGAUAAUGUUCUGCCUGCAAGUUUGGCGUUUGACAAAUGCACGGCCUGUUCACCUGUGGUACUGGACCACUACGAGCGAGAAGGAUUCCAGUUCUUAUCGAAGGUUUUUAACUCCUCCCAUUCUUUCCUGGAAGACCUGACUGGAUUGACGUUGCUGCACCAGGAGACCCAGGCGGCUGAGAUUUGGGACAUGAGUGAUGAUGAGAGUAUCUGAAGAUGAAUCCAGUGAAGAACGGCUGCAGGAGAUCACAGAGCACUUAACCAGGAACUCCAGCAACUUUUACAAUUCUCUGCAUCAACUUCAGUGUUUGAGAAGAACCUGUUCAGAGUGAGGGUGUGAAAUUGUGGUUACUGUGGUUUAUUGGGGUGAACAGAACUAUAGCAGGGGUCGCUACAUAUAUAGAUCUAAAAAGUCAUUUUUUUUUUAUUCACAGAACUCGGACAAAAACCUUAUAAAAGCAUUUUAUAAGAUAAACACUAAGACGUUCAUAAGAAUGCAAACUGGAGAAAAGGCAGAAUGAAUCUAAGCAUUUAAACAUUUUUAAUAAACAAGAGCAAUAAGGGAAUUUUCCAUAUGUAGACAUUAAGAUUCAGUUUCUCAAACAGAGAUUAAACUCAAGUCUGUCUGUUUGCAUAAGGGGAGAAGCCAAAAUACUGGAAACCAAACGUUGGUUUUCUGUUUUAGUAAUAUACAGCUCUGAAUAAAAAUAAGAGACCACCUAAAAAGGAUGAGUUCAUUUUUUUAUUUUACCAAAUAAAAAAGACUCUGGAAUAUAAUCAAGAGGAAGAUGGAUGAUCACAAGCCAUCAAGCCAAGCUGAACUGCUUAAUUUUUUUGUACCAGGAGUGAGUAGCAUAAAGUUAUCCAAAAGCAGUGUGUAAAACUGGUGGAUGAGAACAUGCCAAGAUGCAUAAAACUGUGAUUAAAAACCAGGAUUAUUCCACCAAAUACUGAUUUCUGAACUCUUAAAACUUUAUGAAUAUAAACUUGUUUUUUUGCAUUAUUUGAGGUCUGAAAGCUCUGCAUCUUUUUUAGUUAUUUCAGCCAUUUCUCAUUUUCUGCAAAUAAAUGCUCUAAAUGACAAUAUCUUUAUUAGGAAUUUGGGAGAAAUGUUGUCUGUAGUUUAUAGAAUAAAACAACAGUGUUCAUUUUACUCAAACAUAAACCUAUAAAUAGCUAAAUCAGAGAAACUGAUUCAGAAACUGGAGUGGUCUCAAUUUUUUUAGAGCUGUAUAUGAUUUAAAUUUAAAUUACUGAUACAAUCUUUGACUCAAAAAUGCACAAACAUGUUUUUUUUGGCUUGGUAUGGCUACUGCACCUGUGCAUAUCUCCACAGUAUGGGGGCUUCCAAAGUUGCAUGCUUAUAGUCAGCAAGCUGAUUGGCUGUUUUUGCUGAAGGGCGGGACUUUAUUAGCAUGGCAGCAGUGGCUUGUGCACUCAGUAAUAAGGUCUCUUUAGUAAAUCUAGUGAUAGACUGUAUUCUUAAUUCAGUAUAAAAUCAACAUUCUUAAAUGCAGGUUAAUCCAGCACUAGGUUUAAUCCCUGUCUGGGGAAACAGAGUUUAAUCCCUGAACAGAGCAUUUCACACCAAACAUACCCUGAAUGAUGAUGAUUACAUCUUAAAACUUUCACUUUCUGCAGAGGAUUUUUAUUUCCCUUUAACACAUCAUGAAAACUGGUAACUGUUUGCACCAGAAAUGAUCUCAAGUUCAGAAAUGACCUAACAGAUACAAGGAACGAAUGCAUAUAACAUAUUGAUGGACACGAUGGAUAUGAUGGUCAGUUACAUCAUUUGUACACCAUUCAUCUGCUGUGCUGAUGUUUAUCACCAAAGUUAAACUGUUUCAAGUUGUACCUCAUACUUGAUCAAAACCUCAUUAAAUAAUAUGUUUACUCUCUUCACUCAAACUGAACUUCAGUACUGUAACAUCUCACUGUAUCUCUCACUGUCUAAUAAACUCAGUCUGUCUCGCUGCUUCA
This is a messenger RNA of Astyanax mexicanus (Mexican tetra), 4987 nucleotides long. RefSeq names its product ATG7 autophagy related 7 homolog (S. cerevisiae) (gene atg7). The coding region runs from base 1029 to 3221 and encodes 730 amino acids. Gene Ontology annotation, biological process: piecemeal microautophagy of the nucleus; cellular response to nitrogen starvation; C-terminal protein lipidation. Gene Ontology annotation, molecular function: Atg8 activating enzyme activity; Atg12 activating enzyme activity. Gene Ontology annotation, cellular component: cytoplasm; phagophore assembly site. The transcript is spliced from 21 exons. Lineage: Eukaryota; Metazoa; Chordata; Actinopteri; Characiformes; Acestrorhamphidae. The record is from RefSeq and is a predicted model, not a curated record.